UCUUGCUGCGCAGCGCCAUUGCCGUCUGCGGUAAAAGUAUAAAAACGAAGAAUAACGUCCGCGAUACUUUUCGGUCUCAGCUCAGUCUACAUCCAAUUGCGGAGUUGGCAAGUUUAAGUUUAUUUUAAAUAAAAUACUAAUUUGUGACACACCAACCGGCGAAGUGUGGUCUACGAUUUUUACGCUCAGCCACGACGAAUCUUAUUAAAUAAUUCGAAGAAACGUUAAAUUAGCAAUCAAACCCUGAACCAAGAGCAAAAUGUGUGGAAUAUUUGCUUACCUAAAUUAUCUAACUCCCAAGUCUCGUCAUGAAGUCUUAGACUUGCUUGUAAAUGGCUUGAAACGGCUGGAAUAUCGCGGUUAUGAUUCAACAGGCGUUGCUAUUGACUCGCCAGAAAACAAAGACAUUGUUAUGGUGAAACGGUGCGGAAAAGUAAAAGUGCUGGAGGAUGCAAUUAAUGAAGGUUUUAGCGGUAAGGAGUACGAUGCCCCCGUAAUGACACACGUUGGUAUAGCGCACACGCGUUGGGCCACUCACGGUAUUCCUUGCGAGACCAAUUCUCACCCACAACGCUCCGACGAAGGCAAUAGUUUCGUUGUUGUUCACAAUGGCAUAGUUACUAAUUACAAAGAUGUAAAAACUUUUCUGGAGAAACGAGGCUAUGUUUUCGAAUCAGAUACGGACACAGAAGUUAUUGCGAAAUUAGUGUACCACCUGUGGAAAAAACAUCCAGGCUACUCUUUCCGCGAACUUGUGGAACAAGUUAUUCAACAACUGGAAGGUGCAUUUGCCAUCGCAAUUAAAUCAAAACACUUUCCUGGAGAAUGUGUGGCUUCCCGGAGAGGUUCUCCCCUCUUAGUCGGCAUAAAAACAAAGACGCGCUUAUCCACUGAUCACAUCCCCAUUUUAUAUGGAAAAGACGAUAAGUCACCGCAAACUUGCGAAAAAGAACAUCGUCCUCAUGGACAAACUCGUGAAUUGCCAGUUUUGCCACGUAUUGAAAGCGCUUCUGAAUUCAUGCCGCUGGAGGAGAAGGAGGUCGAAUACUUUUUUGCAUCCGAUGCCUCAGCUGUCAUUGAGCACACCAAUCGCGUCAUUUACUUGGAGGAUGAUGAUGUGGCCGCUGUUCGAGAUGGUACAUUAAGCAUCCAUCGUCUGAAGAAAUGCCAAGAUGAUCCACAUGCGAGGGAGAUAACUACAUUAAAAAUGGAAAUUCAGCAGAUUAUGAAGGGUAACUACGACUACUUCAUGUUGAAGGAGAUUUUUGAGCAACCUGAGUCUGUGGUCAACACCAUGCGCGGUCGUGUGCGAUUUGAUUCCAACACUGUGGUAUUGGGUGGCAUUAAGGAGUUUAUACCUGAAAUUAAGCGCUGUCGUCGACUGAUGUUAAUCGGCUGUGGCACUUCGUAUCACAGCGCUGUGGCCACGCGCCAAUUAUUGGAAGAACUCACCGAGUUGCCGGUGAUGGUGGAGCUAGCAUCCGAUUUUCUAGAUCGCAACACACCCAUUUUCCGUGACGACGUUUGCUUUUUCAUCUCUCAGUCCGGAGAGACUGCUGACUCACUCAUGGCCUUAAGAUACUGCAAGCAGCGAGGCGCUCUUAUAGUCGGCAUAACAAACACAGUUGGCAGUAGUAUAUGUCGCGAAUCUCACUGUGGUGUUCACAUCAAUGCCGGUCCCGAAAUCGGUGUCGCCUCCACUAAAGCUUACACGUCACAAUUCAUCUCAUUAGUAAUGUUCGCGCUGGUGAUGUCUGAAGAUCGUCUAUCGUUGCAGCAGCGUCGUUUGGAAAUUAUACAGGCAUUGUCCAAGUUACCGGACCAAAUUAGAGAGGUGUUAAAGCUAGAUAAACAGGUGCAGGAACUGGCCAAGGACUUGUUCCAUCACAAGUCAUUGCUGAUUAUGGGGCGUGGCUAUAACUUUGCCACAUGCUUGGAAGGCGCAUUGAAAGUGAAAGAGCUGACGUACAUGCAUAGUGAAGGCAUUAUGGCUGGAGAGCUUAAACAUGGCCCGUUAGCGCUUAUUGAUGACCGCAUGCCUGUUCUGAUGAUUGUUCUGCGUGACCCAGUUUAUGUGAAAUGUAUAAAUGCGUUGCAACAGGUGACAUCACGCAAGGGCUGCCCUAUCAUUGUCUGUGAGGAAGGUGACGAAGAGACCAAGUCCUUUUCGUCUCGCUCACUAGAGAUCCCACGCACUGUUGACUGCCUUCAAGGAAUUCUUACGGUCAUUCCAAUGCAAUUACUUUCAUAUCACAUCGCCGUGCUUCGCGGUUGCGAUGUCGACUGUCCACGAAAUUUAGCUAAGUCUGUGACGGUGGAGUAAAGGUUAAUAAUUUACAUAACUGUUUAUUUUUGUUUUUCGUUUUUUAAUAUACAUAUACAUGAAUACAUAUCAUUUCAAUGGAAUUUAAAGCAAGAUUUAUACACAGAUGGCAUUUCAUGAAUAUUUUUAAUGGGUUCUUGCUAGAGCUGAGCAUUGGAAUUCACAUUAAUUUUUAUUGAAUAUGUAAUUAAACAUUAUAAUGUCAACAAAAA
Messenger RNA from Anastrepha obliqua, 2535 nucleotides. RefSeq names its product glutamine--fructose-6-phosphate aminotransferase [isomerizing] 2. Gene Ontology annotation, biological process: fructose 6-phosphate metabolic process; carbohydrate derivative biosynthetic process; protein N-linked glycosylation. Bases 260 to 2323 code for a protein of 687 amino acids. The transcript is spliced from 9 exons. The record is from RefSeq and is a predicted model, not a curated record. Lineage: Eukaryota; Metazoa; Arthropoda; Insecta; Diptera; Tephritidae. Gene Ontology annotation, molecular function: carbohydrate derivative binding; L-glutamine:D-fructose-6-phosphate transaminase (isomerizing) activity.